Messenger RNA from Pimephales promelas (fathead minnow), 3726 nucleotides. RefSeq lists its product as uncharacterized. NCBI's taxonomy places the organism in Eukaryota, Metazoa, Chordata, Actinopteri, Cypriniformes, Leuciscidae. The record is from RefSeq and is a predicted model, not a curated record.
CUGGUUUGGUUUGGAGUAACAGACUCAAUUGUUAGUGUUACAGGAGUUUUGUUAAUGUGUUAUUUUGCUAUGGACCUGAGGUGGAAAAGGGUCCCUAUGUUAUUGAUCCUGUUGAUCUUCUGGAAACAUGCAUUUGGAAUGAAAGGUUGGAGUUCUCAUGAUGUUCCACCUCACCAGAAAUGGCAUGCCAACAAGAUCACCUCACCUCCAGGAGCCCAGUCUUCAGUGUUUGAGACUCCAGUGACUGGAAGCAUUCCUUUUGAAGAAGUGGCCUCUAAUGUACUUGCUGGGAAAAGCCUAAAUCCCAGCAGGUCUCGGUUUUCCCAUUCACGUCAGUAUGUAAAAGGUGGCAUUUCAGGCAGCCAUGCAUCUAUGUCUCAUACCCAAAGUGCACCGAGUUCCUCUGUUUCUGCUUCCUUGGUCUUGCCUCAAAAUUUGCCCAGUUUAUACAGCAACCCAUCACUGCUAAAACGUCAAGAUUCCUUCAGUCCGAGUGUCCGGUAUAUAGCCAGCCACUCUGGCCUUCAAUUUGAAGAAACCUCUAGUCCACUUUCUGCUCCGAGUAGCUCUUCCACUGGAUCCUCUGCCAGUUCCCUCAGUGAGUUUAUUUACACCUCUCAGGACAGCUCUCGGCCACAACUGGCAGGCAGUUCCAGUCAGCUUGCUUCUACAGAUGGUGUAAGUGGUUUGCUACCCCAGUCUCAAAGCACUGCAAGUCAGAUCUCUGGGUCCUCUAUGAGUUCCAGACUUGCUGCUUCACCCCUAAGUGUUAUCCAGUCUACCAGUGGUCAGAGCUCUCACAGCCAGUAUACAUCAGGCUCCCAGAGAAUGGUUGGCACUAAGCUGGUAGCUUCCCGUCAAUCUGUGCCUAAACUGCAAAGUAGUUAUGGCUCAUCUUUCCAGCCUCAAGGUGCCAUUAGCCAGUAUGCUCCAAAUUUUUCCUUAGGAGGUAAAGUGCCUGUGUCCAGUCAGUACUAUCCAGCAACUCAGAGUGGAUCCUCUCGGUCUCUAAGCCAGUCAUCUCAGAAGUGGCAGCCUUCAACUUCUAGGACUCAAGUUUUUCAGUCAUCUAGACCAGCAGUGUUCCAAGGAUUUCAGACAUCUGGUGCAUCACAAAGUGUCUCUCAAUAUCCUGGUAGUUUCGUUUCCUUGUCUAUGAGCCAGCCAUCUCAAUUGAAGCCUUCCAUUUUAAGGUUGUCUCAAGGUUUUCAGGCCUCUGGUACAGUGGCAUCACAGAGUAAAUCUCAGUUUCAAGGCUCUAAGUCUCCCAGUAGACCAUCUACCUCUACCUCGGCAGCAAGUCCUGGCCAAUCAUUCUCCAAUGUAUAUACAUCCAGCUCCACAAGUAGAGCUGGUGCUCAGCUGGCAGGAUCUAGUCGUUAUGUGCCCAUGCAGAUGGGAAGCACUUCUUCUGAUGGCUCAUCUCUUCGUCUUCAAGGUACCUCUAGCCAGAAUGCCCCUGCUUUGGUUGCAAAAGUUGCUCCGAAUAAACUGGCUUCACGUGGAUCAUCGUCUCUGAGCCAACCGUCUCAAUUGCAGCCUCCCAGCUAUUGGUGGCACCUAGGUUUUCAGGCCCCUGGCACAGUGGCAUCACAGAGUGGCUCUCCAUCUCAUGGCUCUAAGUCUCCCAGUAGAUCAUCUACCUUUACUUCAGCAGCAAGUCCUGGCCAAUCAUUCUCCAAUGUAUAUACAUCCAGCUCCACAAGUAGAGCUGGCGCUCAUCUGGCAGGAUCUAGUCGUUAUGUGCCCAUGCAGACAGGAAGCACUUCUUCUGAUGGCUCAUCUCUUCGUCUUCAAGGUACCUCUAGCCAGUUUUCCCCUGCUUUGGUUGCAAAAGUUCCUCCGUACAAACUGGCUGCUUCAAGUGGAUCCUCGUCUCUGGGCCAACCGUCUCAAUUGCAGCCUCCCAUCUCUAGGUGGUCCCAAGGUUUUCAGGCCACUGGUACUGUGGCAUCACACAGUGGUUCUCCAUCUCACGGCUCUAAGUCUCUUAGUAGGUUCUCUACUCUUACAACGGCAGCAAGUCCUGAAAAACUUUUGUCCACACAGGAUGGAAGUGGCAGAUAUAGGGGUUUGUUCGGCCAGUCUCAAAGGACCUCUAGCCAGUAUGCCCCUGCUCCUUUGGAUGCAAAAGUGUACAGUCAGGCUGCUCCAAGUGUAAUUUCCUUGUCUAUGAACAAGCCAUCUCAAUGGCAACCUUCCACCUCUAGGUGGUCCCAAGGUUUUCAGGCCUCUGGUACAGUGGCAUCACAAAGUGGUUCUCUAUCUCAUGGUUCUAAGUCUCCCAGUAGGUUCUCUACCCUUACCUCGGCAGCAAGUCCUGGCCAAUCUUUCUCCAAUGUAUUAACAUCCAGCUCCCAAAGUAGAGCUGGUGCUCAGCUGGCAGGAUCUAGUCGUUAUGUGCCCAUGCAGACAGGAAGCACUUCUGAUGGCUCAUCUCUUCAGCUUCAAGGUAUCUCUAGCCAGUAUGCCCCUGCUUUGGUUGCAAAAGUUGCUCCGUAUAAACUCGCUGCUUCAAGUGGAUCCUCGUCUCUGAGCAAACCGUCUCAAUUGCAGCCUCCCACCUCUAGGUGGUCCCAAGGUCUUCUGGCCUCUGGUACAGUGGCUUCACAGAGUGGUUCUCUAUCUCUGGCUUCACAGACUGGUUCUCUAUCUCAUGGUUCUAAGUCUCCCAGUAGGUUUUCUACCCUUACCUCAGCAGCAAGUCCUGGCCAAUCUUUCUCCAAUAUAUUAACAUCCAGGUCCCAAAGUAGAGCUGGUGCUCAGCUGGCAGGAUCUAGUCGUUAUGUGCCCAUGCAGACAGGAAGCACUUCUUCUGAUGGCUCAUCUCUUCAGCUUCAAGGUACCUCUAGCCAGUUUGCCCCUGCUUUGGUUGCAAAAGUUCCUCUGUAUAAACCGGCUGCUUCAAGUGGAUCCUCGUCUCUGAGCCAACCGUCUCAAUUGCAGCCUCCCAUCUCUAGGUGGUCCCAAGGUCUUCAGGCCUCUGGUACAGUGGCUUCACAGACUGGUUCUCUAUCUCAUGGUUCUAAGUCUCCCAGUAGGUUUUCUACCCUUACCUCUGCAGCAAGUCCUGGCCAAUCUUUCUCCAAUCUAUUAACAUCCAGCUCUCAAAGUAGAGCUGGUGCUCAGCUGGCAGGAUCUAGUCGUUAUGUGCCCAUGCAGAUGGGAAGCACUUCUACUGAUGGCUCAUCUCUUCAGCUUCAAGGUACCUCUAGCCACUUUGCCCCUGCUUUGGUUGCUAAAGUUCCUCCGUACAAACCGGCUGCUUCAAGUGGAUCCUCGUCUCUGAGCAAACCGUCUCAAUUGCAGCCUCCCAUCUCUAGGUGGUCCCAAGGUCUUCAGGCCUCUGGUACAGUGGCAUCACAGAGUAGCUUUUCAUCCCAAGGCUUGAAGUCUCCCUGGAGUUUCUCUACCCUUACAUCAGCAGCAAGUCCUGACAGUUUCUUUACACAAGAUGGAAGUGGCAGACAUAGUAGCUUGUCCAGCCAGUCUCAAAGUGCCUCAGGUCAAUAUAACCCUGUGGACUCCUCCACCUAUGGCCAGAAACCUUCCAAGAGCUCCCCCACUUCAAGACGAUACUCUUCAUCUGUCAAGGGCUAAUGGACCGCCUUAUACAUUUAUCUCUACCUUGCACUAAUGUCAAUGCUAAAUGGCUUAAAUCUGGUGUGCUUUUAUAAAUGUAACUUGAGUCAAUAAAUUGCUUUAAUGGGAAUGUUGUUUCCUGUG